AUGAGAAUUAGAUAUUUUUUUGAUGAGGUUCGAACGGUGCUUGAAGAAACAUUCAAGCAAUAUAAUACUCUCAGCCCGAAGCAAAGGUUGGCUUUGGCGAAAGAGUUGAAUCUGAGGCCUAGACAAGUGGAGGUGUGGUUUCAGAAUAGAAGGGCAAGGAUCAAAUUGAAGCAGACGAAGGUUGGUUGUGACUACUUGAGGCGGCGAUGUGAAAUUCUAACAGAGGAAAACAAGCGGUUGCAGAAGGAAGUGAACGACCUAAGAGCAUUGAAGCUCUCCCCACACUUUUACAUGAACAAGAACCCUCCGACCACCCUUACCGUGUGUCCUCAGUGCGAACAUGUGGCUGUCUUGUCUUCAUCAUCCUCAGCUACUCAACAACCUAAUCUGGAUGCGGCCCACCACCAACGCCCAAUGCCUAUGCCCGUAUCGAAGUUUCAAUCUUAAAAUAAGUGUAAAAUGGUAAUCGGUUCUCUCCGAUUUUGCCAUCUAAAACUAGGAUGAGGGGAUCUGAAAGUCUGCUUUAUAUGGAGAAAGACUUGUAAAGGAUGGUCUAGAUAGGUUGGUGCUUAUAGAUUGAUAGGGUUAUUUAAAGAGAACCCUAAUUCUCUUUUUUGUGUUUUUAUCAAUAGAAGAAUGGUUAUGUUAGGCAAAAGUUGGAUUUAAUGUUGGAGAUGGAGGUAACAUUGUUGAAACUUUUUGCUUGUUUAAUAGAAUAAUAACUUAUAAUAUAGUUAGUUUAGUAAGAGGCUUGUG
This is a messenger RNA of Olea europaea var. sylvestris, 756 nucleotides long. Its product is annotated as homeobox-leucine zipper protein HAT3-like. The coding region runs from base 1 to 447 and encodes 148 amino acids. Gene Ontology annotation, biological process: regulation of DNA-templated transcription. The transcript has 3 exons. The record is from RefSeq and is a predicted model, not a curated record. Gene Ontology annotation, molecular function: DNA-binding transcription factor activity, RNA polymerase II-specific; sequence-specific DNA binding. Lineage: Eukaryota; Viridiplantae; Streptophyta; Magnoliopsida; Lamiales; Oleaceae.